Molecule: messenger RNA, 1374 nt
Organism: Aphanomyces invadans
Lineage: Eukaryota; Oomycota; Saprolegniomycetes; Saprolegniales; Verrucalvaceae
Product: dihydropteroate synthase
Exons: 10
Coding region: 1-1374 (457 amino acids)
Biological process (GO): tetrahydrofolate biosynthetic process
Cellular component (GO): mitochondrial envelope
Molecular function (GO): dihydropteroate synthase activity; 2-amino-4-hydroxy-6-hydroxymethyldihydropteridine diphosphokinase activity
Source: RefSeq, a predicted model, not a curated record
AUGGCCACCAUCGCAUCCGCCGCCGACGCCGCCGCAGUGACGGCGUACGUCGCGAUCGGCACCAACCUGGGCAACCGCCCCGGCAACCUCCAUCGCGCUGUGCAAGAACUCAACCAACAUGCUGGUCGCGUGGUCCGGACGUCGCUGCUGUACACGACAUCGCCCCAGUACGUGACGGACCAGCCUCAGUUUCUCAAUGCUGUGCUUGAAUUGUCGACGACCCUCAGCGCGACCGACCUCCUCGUUUGCUUCAAGGACAUUGAAGUCCGCGUGGGUCGAGUCCUUGGAACGCUUCGGUACGGCCCACGCAUCCUCGACGUCGACGUUCUCUUCUACGGCAAGCACAUCAUCGCCACGACGACGUCGGUCGGGCCGCUCAUUGUGCCGCACGCAUUGCUCCACGAACGAGACUUUGUGCUGCGGCCAUUGCUCGACAUUGCCGCAGACUUUGUCCACCCCACUUUACACAUGACCAUCCAAGACUUGCAUGCAGCCCUGCCACCAUCGGCAAACCCGCCGCUUCCCGUGCUCAGCCUGGGCGUGAACGAUCUCAUGUGGCCCCUUCACACCAAGACGUACGUCAUGGGGAUCGUAAACACAACUCCAAACAGCUUCAGCGGCGAUGGCACAGGCGUCGAUGUGGGUGCAGCUCUAGCGACGGCCAUGACCAUGGUAGACCAAGGCGCGGAUAUUCUCGAUGUCGGCGGGGAAUCGACCAAGCCCAACGCACCCGCGGUGUCGGUGGAUGAAGAAAUUGCGAGGGUGGUCCCUGUCAUCCAGGCCAUCCGACACGCCCUCCCGCCCGUGCCCAUUUCGAUUGAUACGACCAAGGGCCGCGUCGCAGCCGCGGCAAUCGAGGCCAGGGCGAACCUCGUCAACGACGUGUCCGGCGCAACCGCUGAUCCGACGAUGCUAGCCACGGUCGCCGCAGCACAAGUUCCGAUUGUGCUGAUGCAUACUCGAGGAACGCCGGCGACCAUGGCGUUGCAAAAGCGCUAUGAAGAUGUGGUUGGGGACGUGGUGAAAGAGCUCCGGCCCAAGCUCGACGCCGCCAUGGCUGCGGGAAUUCCGACUUGGAACAUCAUAGCCGACCCGGGCAUUGGGUUCGCCAAAGGGCUUGCCGAGAAUGUCAAGCUGCUUCGCCAUAUCGAUCAGCUCAAGGUGGCGUGCGCUCCGUGCCCGCUGCUGGUUGGCGCGUCGCGGAAAGCAUUUCUCGGCACGUUGUGCGGACGGCCAAUCCCGGCCGACAGAGGAAGCGCCACGGCCGCGACGUGUGCGGCGGCGAUCGUUGGUGGCGCCGACAUCGUCCGCGUGCAUGACGUGGCUGUAUGUGUCGAUACGUGCAAAGUGUCGGACGCGAUUUGGCGGCCGUAA